AUGUUUUUGAAAGCUGCCAUCGAGAGCGAUCUGCCAGUUUUCAAAGAGAACAAUGGAAGCCAUGACGUGGCACCUAGGCAGAAUGGAAAAGAGAAGCUGUUCCGAUGUUGGCAUUGUGGUAAAAACUUCGGUAACAGCUCCCAUCUGCUGACCCACGAGAGGACCCACGUUGGCGAGAAACUCUACAAAUGUUCUCACUGUGGAGAAAGUGAGAGGAUCCACAAAGGCCAGAAGCCCCACAAAUGCUCUCAUUGCGGGCAGACUUGUAGUCAGAAAUCCGAUCUUUUGAAACACCAAAGAACCCAUCCGGGCGAGAAGCCUUACAAAUGCUCUGUGUGCGGCGAAAACUUCCGAAACGAGUCGAGUCUCAUAGUGCACCAGAGAAUCCACACCAGCGAGAAACCGUAUGUCUGUUUGUACUGUGGGAAGUGUUUCAGCCGGCGCUCGCACUUCCUGUCGCACGAGAGAAUUCACACAACUCUAUGCUCCCACUGCGGAAAAAGUUUCGGUCAGAAAUCGGAGCUGGUGGAACACAAGAAGACUCACCUGGCGGAAGAUUUGUUGGCAUGUUUUGCCUGCGGGAAAAUAUUUGAACGCAGCUCUGAGCUCUUGGCGCACGUGCAGACUCACAAAGAGAAGCUGUUUGAGUGCUCGGCCUGUGGGAAAACGUUUCGGAACAACUUGCAUCUGAUAGCUCAUGAGAGAAUCCAUACUGGAGAAAAGCCACACAAGUGCUUACUGUGUGGAAAAAACUUCCGAAACAUCUCGGAUCUCAAAUCUCAUGAGAGGACUCACAGGGGAGAGAAACCCUACCGUUGCUCUCAUUGUGAUAAAAGUUUCCGGUGGAGUUCACACCUCCUGUUGCAUAAGAGGAUUCACACGGGAGAGAAACCCUACCUGUGUUCUGAUUGCGGGAGAACGUUUGACAGGAGGUCCAGCCUUCUGGUGCACGUGAGGAUCCACACAGGGCAGAGGCCCUACGUGUGUACGGAUUGUGGGAAAAGUUUCUUCUCCAGCUCGGUCCUUUUGCGGCAUCAGAAGGUCCACGUGGGAGAAGAUGUUGCAAGGUGGUUAGAGCGCGGGAAAGGUUUCGGACAGCACGGGGACCAGGCGGAAAAGGUCUCAAAGUGUCCUGAGUGCACCCAGGGACCGUCCCCGAGUUUGGAUCCUGAACAUGCGCAAAUGCAAUUGAAAGAAAAGAGAUUUGAAUGCCCGCUCUGCAGCAAAACGUUCAAAAACAGCUCUCACCUUAGGAUGCAUCAGAGUGUCCACACCAAAGUUCAACCAAGCCAGUGUCUGGACUGCGGGCGAAAUGUAAUCAGGAAGCCUAACCUCAUUGCCCCUUUGAAAAAGCCCUCUGGGCAAACCCCGGGAAAAUGCUCAGAAUGUGAAAAACGGUUGAGUUUGAUCUUGGGAGGAAAACGUUAA
Messenger RNA from Protobothrops mucrosquamatus (brown spotted pit viper), 1428 nucleotides. Its product is annotated as zinc finger protein 271-like. Bases 1 to 1428 code for a protein of 475 amino acids. The transcript has 4 exons. Lineage: Eukaryota; Metazoa; Chordata; Lepidosauria; Squamata; Viperidae. The record is from RefSeq and is a predicted model, not a curated record. Gene Ontology annotation, biological process: negative regulation of transcription by RNA polymerase II; regulation of cytokine production; regulation of immune system process.